AGCUGAACUUUCUCUGGUCAAAAAAAAAGAAGAAGAAGCUGAACUACUUAUUAUUAACUGUUAGAAACCAAGCCAUGGCUUCUUCUGAUAAUAACUCUAACAGACUCGUCUCGUCCGACCUCAGUCUCUUCUUCGUCUUGUUUUGUGUUUGCCUGUGUCCCCUUAGGGUUCAUAUGUUUCCUAAUGGUUAUUAUAAUUAUCCUCCUCAACCAUAUGGACCUGGAAGAACCCUAGACUACAGCUUCUACGACAUAACAUGCCCUAACUUGCUUACGAUUGUUCAUUCUGCUGUCUGGUCUGCCAUCAACAAGGACCCCAGAAUGGCUGCCUCCCUCCUUCGUCUUCACUUCCAUGAUUGUAUUGUCGACGGAUGCGAUGCAUCAGUACUGCUGGAUGACACACAGGAAAUGCAAGGAGAAAAGAAGGCCGGCCCCAAUCUCAAUUCCCUUCGCGGCUUCCAAGUCAUCGACGCCAUUAAAGCCGACCUCGAAACCUCCUGUCCCUCCACCGUCUCCUGCGCCGACAUCCUCGCCCUCGCCGCCCGAGAAGCCGUCCUCCAGGCUGGUGGCCCCUCUUGGCCUGUGGGAUUGGGACGAAGAGAUUCUGUAAGUGCCAGUAUGGUCGCGGCCAACCAACAGAUCCCCACACCUUUCGAGUCCCUUCAAAACAUCACCGCCAAGUUCACUUCCAAGGGUCUUGACUUGAAGGACGUCGUCGUCCUCUCGGGAGGCCACACCAUUGGAUUUGCUCAGUGUUUUACGUUUAAAAACAGGCUCUUCAACUUCAAAGAGUCGGGCAAACCCGAUCCUGAUAUGGAUUCGGUGCUCCUCUCGGGUUUGCAGAGAAGGUGUCCCAACAAGGAUUCUUCCAACAGAAACCUGGCCCCUCUGGAUUCUGCUUCUUUUUACAGUUUCGACAACGCUUAUUACAGCAACCUGGUUAAGAACUCGGGGCUCCUCCAAUCUGAUCAGGUUCUAAAUGCUGAUCCCAUCACUGUUAAUUGGGUGAAUUACUAUAGCCUCAACCAGUUCGCCUUCUUCAAUGACUUCGCUGCCUCCAUGGUUAAGCUCAGCAGUGUUGGGGUUCUCACAGGCCAGAAUGGCCAAGUUAGGCUCAAGUGUGGCUCUGUUAAUCGAGGUUAAGCUACACACACAAAGCUCUCUUGUUCAUUGUGCAGGCUUUAACAGGUCUAGUCUAGUGCAGAUAAGUCCAUCACCUUCAAUGCCACUGGUGGUGCAAUAUAUAUAAUAUAGCCUCUGUGGGUUUGAUUCUGCAGAAAGCUCCUUACUGUUAUGUGCUUUGGGCAUUAUAACAAGGGACCACUGGGUCGUCUUAACCGUAGUAUAAUAGUCGUUGUAAUUAGUUAUUUAUUUUGGCUAGAUAAACAUUAACUAGGCUACAGAAAACCAUGGCUCAGGGGAGGCCUGAUUUUAGGCCAGAAACCCAAAAAGGAAGGCUUGUGGCCUCAUACACUCGUAACUGAACCU
Molecule: messenger RNA, 1487 nt
Organism: Neltuma alba
Lineage: Eukaryota; Viridiplantae; Streptophyta; Magnoliopsida; Fabales; Fabaceae
Product: peroxidase 10-like
Exons: 3
Coding region: 75-1142 (355 amino acids)
Biological process (GO): response to oxidative stress; hydrogen peroxide catabolic process
Molecular function (GO): heme binding; peroxidase activity
Source: RefSeq, a predicted model, not a curated record